This is a messenger RNA of Cantharellus anzutake, 3289 nucleotides long. RefSeq names its product plasma-membrane proton-e. The transcript is spliced from 29 exons. Gene Ontology annotation, molecular function: ATP hydrolysis activity; P-type proton-exporting transporter activity; ATP binding. Lineage: Eukaryota; Fungi; Basidiomycota; Agaricomycetes; Cantharellales; Hydnaceae. Gene Ontology annotation, biological process: proton export across plasma membrane; regulation of intracellular pH. The record is from RefSeq and is a predicted model, not a curated record. The coding region runs from base 134 to 3148 and encodes 1004 amino acids. Gene Ontology annotation, cellular component: plasma membrane.
CCAAAAUUCCACGUCUUCCUACCGGAACUCCCUCACCCACACUUCCACCCCUUCCUUACCCCUCCCCGAAAGAUAUACCCUGCUCCUACCCUCGUAGGCUUGCAAGAUAACAUUACGAGUUGGGCAACCUACGAUGAGCAACAUCCUCACACAUCGGAAACAGGCAGCGAGGCCGGACAUAGAAGAAGGCAGCCCAACGCUUGAGCUGAAGCGAGACCAGGAAGUAGACAAAUACGCAAAUGGGGAGGAGUACGAAAUCCUCCUCCGUUUCGUCGAGGACGAAGCCGCCAAGGCUAAGGCCAGGCGAGGAGAUGGUGACAGCGGGGAGGAAGGCCGGUACAAACGGCUUUGGUAUGCACCAUGGAAGGUGGUCAAGCUGGAGAGUACAAUUGAGAGGGAGGCACCUCCGGAGUGGACUGAGACAGACAUCACCACAGGGUUGCCCGAAGCUGAAGUGCCAUCUCAUCGGGAAGGGUUUGGGUACAACGAACUUGAAAGUGCGCAUGAGAACCAAAUCCUCAAAUUCAUAUCCUACUUCCGUGGUCCCAUUCUCUACGUGAUGGAAAUUGCCGUCAUUCUUUCAGCUGGUUUGCGUGACUGGAUUGACUUCGGUGUUAUCAUCGGUAUCCUGUUCCUGAACGCCGUUGUUGGGUGGUAUCAAGAGAAGCAAGCAGGUGACAUUGUCGAAAAGCUCAAGGCUGGAAUCGCAUUAAAGGCUCUCGUUCUCCGAGAUGGCAGAGAGCAAGAGGUAGAAGCGCGUGAAUUGGUGAUCGGCGAUAUCAUUAUUCUUCAAGAGGGUCACACCAUUCCAGCAGAUGCUAGAAUCCUUGCAGAUUAUGAACAUAGGGACCAAUACAAGGCUAAAUCUAAGACCCAGAGUCCGCGUCAAGUUCGCUUGAAGGAGUCACCGAGCAGUGCUUCCGAAGGGACCGAAGUUGGAGAUGAUGACUAUGAGGAGGUUGAUAAAGGGCCUAGCAUCAUUAGCGUAGAUCAGAGCGCAAUAACGGGAGAGAGUUUGGCGGUUGAUAAGUACGCGGGCGAAAUUGCAUACUAUACUUGUGGUGUGAAGCGCGGCAAGGCGUACGCGGUCGUCAGUGCCUCUGCUUCGCAAUCUUUCGUCGGAAAGACGGCGGCUCUUGUUAUGAAUGCGAACGAAAAAGGCCACUUCCAGAUUGUGCUCGGUGGUAUCGGUACUGCUCUUUUGAUUCUUGUCAUAUUUUUCAUUUUUGCGGUGUGGAUUGGGGGUUUCUUCCGUCACCUGGGGAUUGCUCAACCAAAGGAUAACAACCUUUUGGUAUACGCACUGAUUUUUUUGAUUAUUGGUGUACCUGUGGGUUUGCCCUGUGUUACAACGACGACUUUGGCGGUCGGUGCGGCCUAUCUCGCACGAAAGAAGUGUAUCGUUCAAAGGCUUACUUCAAUCGAGUCUCUUGCUGGCGUCGACAUGUUGUGCACGGACAAGACGGGUACGCUGACGGCUAAUAAGCUUUCUUUGAAUGAGCCGUAUGUCGCGGAUGGUAUUGACAGGGAUUGGCUUAUGGCUGUCGCUGUUCUUGCGUCGUCCCACAACGUUAAGACACUCGAUCCCAUUGACAAGGUUACCAUUCAAACUCUCAAGGAUUACCCCGGAGCUCAAGAGAUUCUUCGUGGAGGUUGGAUAACGCACAAAUUCAACCCCUUCGAUCCUGUCUCGAAGCGAAUCACAGCUGAGGUUGAGCGAGAUGGGCGGAAAUUCACGGCGGCUAAGGGUGCACCGAACGCAAUUUUGAAGCUGAAGAAAUUUGAUCCUCAGGUGGAGGGAGGUUAUAGGGAUAAGGCGCAAGAGUUUGCGAAGAAGGGGUAUAGGAGUUUGGGAGUUGCGAUCAAGGAGGAAGGAAAGGACUGGGAGCUUUUGGGCAUUAUGUCCAUGUCGGACCCUCCACGUGGCGACACUGCUAAGACGAUUGGAGAGGCCAUGAAUUUGGGCAUUGGCAUUAAAAUGCUGACUGGUGAUGCCGUCGCCAUCGGAAAGGAAUUGGCUCGUCAACUCGGUCUUGGAACGAACAUUUAUGAUUCCGAGCGUCUCAUUGGCGGAAACAUGACUGGUUCUGACAUUCGUGAUUUCAUCGAGGCUGCCGAUGGUUUCGCUGAGGUCUACCCCGAGCACAAGUACCAGGUCGUGGAAUUCUUGCAGCAGCGUGGCCACUUGGUAGCUAUGACUGGUGAUGGCGUUAACGAUGCUCCCAGUUUGAAGAAGGCAGAUUGCGGUAUUGCGGUGGAGGGCGCUAGUGAUGCUGCUCGUAGCGCUGCUGCGGUGGUAUUCCUUGAUGAAGGUCUUAGCUCCAUUAUUACAUCCAUCAAGGUCGCUCGUCAGAUAUUCCAUCGCAUGAAAGCAUAUAUCGUCUAUCGUAUUGCUCUUUGUAUCCACUUGGAAGUGUACCUGAUGCUCGCGAUGAUCAUUCUUAAUGAGACUAUCCGGGUCGACCUUAUCGUCUUUUUGGCCAUUUUCGCUGAUGUUGCUACUAUUGCCAUUGCUUAUGAUAACGCCCCUUUUGCCAAGAUUCCUGUGGAGUGGCAGUUGCCUAAGGUCUGGAUAGUGAGCACUAUCAUGGGUCUAUUACUUGCUGCUGGUACUUGGCUCGCGCGCGCCACUACGCUCCUGCGUAGGGGAGGCAUCAUCCAGAAUUUCGGAAACAUGCAAGAAGUAUUGUUCCUGGAGGUUGCACUUACUGAAUCCUGGGUGAUCUUCAUCACACGCCUGAGCCAAGGUGGUGAUGCUGGGUUCGUGUGGCCAUCUUGGCAGCUGGUUGGUGCUGUUCUGGGUGUGGAUAUCCUUGCUACUGUAUUCGCGGCGUUCGGUUGGCUCGCUGGAGCUCAUCCUCAACGUUGGGUUGACGUGGUCACCCUCGUUCGAGUGUGGUUGUUCUCUUUUGGUGUUAUCAUUGUUGUCGCUUUUGCAUACAUCCUCCUCAACAAGAUAAGUUGGCUGGACCGCCUGGGACGUAAAAACCGCAGCAAGAGAAAUCACAAAUGGGAGAACUUCCUCACCGAGAUGCAGCGCCUGACGCUCGUUCAUGAGGUUGGCUCCGAUGGUGCAGGAGAAUACUUCCGUUUCGCGUCGGGUGCCCCCAGCAAGCCGGGCGAAGAGGAGUCUCAGAAAGCCAAGUAGGAGGAAGAGAGGGUGAACCUCGUUCCCCCUUGUUGGCCUUGGGCUCAUGACGCCUCCCUUUUGAUCGGAUAGUUUUAGACACCUAAACCUUAUUCGAUUAUCACCGUUUCAGGCAACUACUCUUUGCGCCUUUUUGCACAU